GAGGUUAUGAGAUUUUUUUCAGUUUUUGUAUUUAACCGGCGCGUGAAUAGUUUACGGUUAAACGCAAUAGCCUUUACGCUGCGUCUUUUACGUCUUGAAGCUUUACAUCGAGACAAUUUAAGAGUUAUUCGUUGCAUAUUUGAUUCAUCACAAUAUGGACAAACGCCCUAAACCUGAAGAACAGGCUGAAAAUAUUCCACCUGAAGCCAAGACCUCAAAGUUGAAAUUCCAGUCAAAUGGCGUUGAGCAACAAUUCAGGGAGGACAAUGGGACCCUUCUGAAAACGUGUAUCUGCUCUACACCAGCUCCCAGCGAAAGCAAGUCUCGGUUAUCUGGUGUGCUCUCCACUCUAUCGCCCAUUUUAAAGUAUUUAAAUAUUGAAAACAAGCAGUCGCCUCCACAGUCUGUCAAAUGUGCCUCAUCUUCAAGCUGCCUAAGAUCAACGGGAAAACCUGCACAUCACAGCAGCUUCAAUGUUUCCGCUAUGCACUCUGGGACUUUAUUAGGGGCCACCCAUCAGCCUUACUGUUUGCUGGAUUAUGAGUGUCUGCCAGAAAUGACUCUGCUUGAUGAUACCAACAAUGCAACAAUGGAACUCACUAAAAAUGAUUUGGGUUAUCCUCAGAGCGCACCUCCGGCACCAAAUCCUAAUGCCGUCACAUGUGGACAAGAAAGCAACGCAAACUCCCCUGCGUGCACCCCUCAACCGCCAGGAACGCAAAAGCACAAGAUGGUUAAACUGUCUGAGAUGAAACGUUCAUCUGCAUGGAAUCGGUUGCUUGAUGAAAACUUGCCAGAAAUUACAUUGCUUGAUACUUCAAGUGACUCUGAGAUGUUGCCACGUGUGCAGACGUCCUGCAGAGGCGCGAUGUUGGACUUGACACAGGACAAGACGCAGAAUUUGGCGCAGAACAUAACACACGAUGUGGUACAGGACAAGAUGAACGACAUGAUGCAAAUUAUGGGACAGGACAUAGUGCAGGAUUUACCAGUGGACAUGACUCAUGACAAAAUGCAGGACAUGGUGCAAAAUAUGGAACUGGACAUGGUGCAGGACAAUACAAAAGAUAUGCUGGAGGACAAGACUCAAGACACAGUUCAAGAUAUAGAACUAGAUACGGUGCAGAAUUUGACGCAGGACACGGUGAAGAAUUUGACACAGGACGUGCUGCAAGACAAGACCCAGGACAUGGUUCCAGAUAUACAACUGGAUGUGCUGCAGGACGUGCUGCAGGACAAGACGCAGGAUUUGGUGCAGGACAAAACGCAGGACAUGCUGCAGGACAAAACGCAGGACAUGCUGCAGGAUGAGACGCAGGAUUUGGUACAGGACAAGACGCAGGAUUUGGUGCAGAACGUGCUGCAGGACAAGACACAGGAUUUGGUGCAGGACAAGACGCAAGACGUUCUGCAGGACAAGACACAGGAUUUGGUGCAGGACAAGACGCAAGACGUUCUGCAGGACAAGACGCAGGAUUUGGUGCAGGACAAGACGCAAGACGUUCUGCAGGACAAGACGCAGGAUUUGGUGCAGGACAAAACGCAAGACGUGCUGCAGGACAAGACACAGGAUUUGGUGCAGGACAAGACGCGAGACUUGCUGCUGGACAUGGUGCAGGACGAGACGCAGGACAUGGUGCAGGACGAGACACAGGAUGUGCUGCAGGACAUGGUGGAGGACAAGACGCAGGAUUUGACGCACGAGAAGACGCAGGAAGUGCUGCAGGAUUUGGCGCACGACAAGACACAAGACGUGCUGCAGGACAAGACGCAGGAUUUGGUGCAGGACGUGCUGCAGGAUAAGACUCAGGAUUUGACGCAUGAGAAGACGCAAGACGUGCUGUGGGAAAAGACGCAGGAUUUGGUGCAGGAUUUGGUGCAGGACAUGGCGCACGAAAAGACGCAAGACGUGCUGCAGGACAAGACGCAGGAUAAGAUGCAAGAAAUGGUGCAGGAUUUGGCACAGAACAAGACGCAAGACGUAGUGCAGGACAAGACACUAGAUGUGGUGCAAAAUACAGAACUGGACAAGACAAAGGGCACGGUACAAAAUAAAGACCAGGACAUGGUGCAGAAUUUGACGCAGGACAAGACACAGGAUUUUGUGCAGGACGUGCUGGAGAACCGUAACGAUGAUGCAUCUGAAGUCCUGAAUCCCGAGCUGCCAGAUUCUGCAGAAACAAGAUCCAAGAUGGUGAAAAAUCCUGAAGGUACAGUUGAAACCCCUCCAGCUUUAGAUUUGCUUUCUGGAGGUGACAAUUGCCAGCGAGAGGAUGUCUCCCAACCAGUUCUGCACAUGUCGAUGGAACUGUCUGACAGCUCAAUCGUUUCCAGCAUGGACACCAACAAAACAAACACCUUAGUUUUGGAUAAGUCUUUGGAUUCAGUGCCAGACCCCAAGUUCUCUUCAACUCCUAUGAUUGACCUCAAAAUGUUCAACUUCAAAACUCUCCGAGAUGAGGGCCAAGUCCUGGCAGCACAGAAGAAACUGUACCAAGAUGGUCUGAGUAAGCCAGCGGAUCAGGUGCCCUCGGAGAUCCCAUCAAACAUCGUGGCCGACCGCAAAACAUUCUUGCCCCAAACUGGGUCUAAAUUGCUUUGGCCCCUUUCAAAGGCAACAUCCCAGCUGCCAAAGAUCUCCAAUUCAGGCGUAAAAUCCACUAUUCCAAGGAAACCGGAAUCAUCUCAAUCCCACCUGCCAAUGAAGCGACAACGGAUCCAAGACUCUGUGAGAAAGCCGGUUCCACCUGAAGGCCCACAGGGGAUCACAGAUGAGCAAAGCUUGCCCAGCUUGUGCACCAGAGCUGCAGUUUUCAAGCUGCCAGCUUCUGGCCUCCAACGACCCCAAGUGAGCAAAAUGACCAAACCAGCAGCCACUGUCAGAAAACUGCCCACAAGGGUCAACUCACAGGUCGUGGCAAGCGCUGACAAACCUUGUGGAAGUAAAGCUUUACACACUAUAACAAAUAAAUUGGAAGACAGGACACGUCCAGUAAACAAAGGAAAAGCUCUACCUUUGUUCAAAAAGCAGAAAAUGGAUGCAGUGAAACAGCUGUCAUCAACUGAAGCAAGCAGCAGAACCCUGAAGCAGCCUGCAGUCAGGCAGAAAUCUUUGCUCACUAAACCCCAGAGACAAGGCUGUGCCAACUGCAGUGUCCUCGAGGAGCAGCUCAAACGUAAAACUGAAGAACUAGAAAAAAUUCAAGAAGAGCUCUUCAAGUACACAAAGAAAUCCAGGAAAUGAGAUGACAUGAUACGAUGCAAUAUUUCAUUUGUAGUUUUUUAUCACCCUUUUAUUAUAAAUCUAUUAAUCUGCCCUCUUUGUUUGUAUUGAUCUAUAAUGCUUUAUCUAUAUAUCUAAUAAAUAUGUUUAAAAUCAACA
Molecule: messenger RNA, 3382 nt
Organism: Oryzias melastigma (Indian medaka)
Lineage: Eukaryota; Metazoa; Chordata; Actinopteri; Beloniformes; Adrianichthyidae
Exons: 10
Coding region: 155-3244 (1029 amino acids)
Source: RefSeq, a predicted model, not a curated record